Cylicostephanus goldi is the source of this 297-nucleotide messenger RNA. The record is from the annotation of a GenBank genome assembly. Lineage: Eukaryota; Metazoa; Nematoda; Chromadorea; Rhabditida; Strongylidae.
AUGGAGCAUGGGCAGAAACCCACUUUAUCAAUUGGUAGUGCCGCACACGAACAGUUGAAAGCUAUUGUGCUGAAGCCUGAAUUCCAAAGCGACCUAACACAUACUAGUCCCUUCGGAGGGACUAGUUGGUGCGCGAACAUUGCGAGUAGCAGUACCCCUACAACACUUUUUCAGGCCGGCCAAUACGUAUCCGUCAUACGUAUGCAUGUCAACUCUACACCAGAACGAGUUACGCAUGGCGGAGAUGCGUGGGGAAAGGGUCGUGAAACGGACUACCACAAUCAAACGGAAGUUUAA